AUGAAACUUUACGGAGCUCUCAUCGCUUUUGCUGCUGCUCAGUACGAUACCUACUCCAUGUUCGACCCUUCAACAUCCGAGGAAAUUUCGGCGGAACGAUCAAGGAGAUCAGGGGAUCAUGCAUGCUCUGCAACGUUGAAGGAGCCACUGGAGUUCGUUCGAUGCAGAGAUGACCACGCCAAUCCAGAAGACACUCACGAGCCCAACGUUUGCAUGGUGGAGGAGCGACGCAAUAACGGACGAACUCAGCUCAACAUUCGAUGCCAAGAAAAACAAGCUUGCAAAAGAGACGUGGAGCAGAACAAAGGACAGUGCAAAGUUCCAGGAGCUAAAGAUCGAAAUGGCAUCGAAAAGGCCUCGACCUGCCGAAAAUGCCAUGCUUACGGUAAGAUGGCUCUUCGAACAAUCCAGCAGGGCAAAAGGAACGACCUCAGAUACUCGCGUUGGUUCCAGUGA
Oikopleura dioica is the source of this 456-nucleotide messenger RNA. The record is from the annotation of a GenBank genome assembly. NCBI's taxonomy places the organism in Eukaryota, Metazoa, Chordata, Appendicularia, Copelata, Oikopleuridae.